This is a messenger RNA of Helianthus annuus (common sunflower), 708 nucleotides long. RefSeq names its product protein AE7-like 1. The coding region runs from base 61 to 537 and encodes 158 amino acids. The record is from RefSeq and is a predicted model, not a curated record. The transcript is spliced from 5 exons. Gene Ontology annotation, biological process: iron-sulfur cluster assembly. Lineage: Eukaryota; Viridiplantae; Streptophyta; Magnoliopsida; Asterales; Asteraceae.
CCACCACUCUUCCUCUAUUCUUCUCAAACAACAAUAAACAAACAUCCUCCAGCAGCAGCAAUGACUCUGGGCUUAAUAAACGCAAAUCCAAUUGUACGUGAAAAGAAAGAGAGAAUCACCCGACCGGAUCAUGUUCAUCUUCACUCUAAUGAUCACGAGGCCCUUGAUCCUCUUGACAUCUAUGAUAUUGUGAGAGACAUUAGAGAUCCGGAGCACCCGUACUCGUUGGAACAGUUGAGUGUUUUGUCGGAGGACUCCAUCACCGUCGAUGAGAAGCUCGCCAGGAUACUGAUAACCUUCACCCCAACCAUUCAGCACUGCAGCAUGGCAACAGUCAUUGGUCUAUGCCUUAGAAUCAAACUCAAGGAUUGUUUCCCUCCACAUUUUAAGGUGGACAUCAAAGUAGCUCCCGGAUCCCAUGCUGAUGAAGAAGCAGUUAACAAGCAGUUGAAUGACAAGGAAAGAAUUGUGGCUGCCAUGGAGAAUCCUAACCUUAGGCAACUUGUUGAUGAGUGCCUUUACUCAAGUGAACUCUAAAUCACUACCGGCUUUGUUGUACAGUAAGCUUUGUGUUCAGCUUUUUGAACAAACAAAUGUUAUAUCUUGUUAUGAAACAAAAAUGGUCUUUUUGUGACUUUGGGGCAGUAGAUGACAAUUCACUGUUAUGUUUUGUAACGUCCUACAAUCAACCGGGGUUAUUUGGUGCAA